AGUCCGAUUCCUCGUGCGCUCGCUGCUCGUUCGCGUGUUUUUUUUACGUGGCCGAGUUGUGCUCACCGGCUACUUAAGUAGCGGCCUCUCAUAAUACUCACGCGCUGACUGGCGAUUUUUCGUCGCGACUCGCGAGCCCCCGUGUCGCAGAGUACAGCUACCUAUCAACGAAUAUAGACUUCAUAUAGAAGAACGGAAAACUGCGAAAAUGGGCGACCAAGCCGACGUAGUUACACCACCCCCCGUCAUGUGGGCUCAGAGGAGUAAUCUUCUCUUUGUUACCAUUUGCCUCGAGGACUGCAAAAACCCGACCAUCAGAAUCGAGGCGGACAAAGUGUAUUUCAAAGGUGUUGGUGGAACAGAAAAGAAGGAACACGAAGUCACCAUAAACUUGUACAAAGAAAUCGACUCAGACAAGGCAGUACAGAGUCCAAAAGGCAGGAACUUUGAAUUGGUUCUGUACAAAAAAGAAAGUGGACCUUUCUGGCCACGACUGACCAAGGAAAACAAAAAGUUCCACUGGCUGAAGAGCGACUUUAACAAAUGGCAAGAUGAGGAUGACAGUGAAGAAGAAGGUGGAAACAUGGAUCCCAAUAGUUUGGAAGAGAUGAUGCGCCAAAUGGGAGGCCUUGGUGGUGGUGGUGUAGGUGGCGGUCUUGACGGUAAACCAAACUUUGAUGACCUGGACAUGGGAGAGGAUGCCGAUGAACCUGACAGUGACGACGAUGAAAUGCCAGACUUGGAAUGAAGACUUUAAUAACAUUAAAAGUUUAAUCCCAUCAAAAGAAGUCGGGGCCUAUGAGAAAUUGUUGCAUCGCGAGAUCGGGAAUUUAAAUUAGGCCAUGUUGUUUGAAUUUUCGAUUGCAAAUAAUUUUUGCAAUUGCGCGAUAGCCAAGUCGGCACCAGUGAGCGAGCCCCGAAAAAAGCAUAUUGAUAAACUUACUGAUGUAAACGUACAUCGAUGGCAAGCUGACAGUAAACACGCUCUGUAAAGGUCCAUCCCUCAUACCCUUGUAAUUCCCGUUAGCCUUUAGUUUAUAAACUAAGUUAUAUGAUGAAGAAGAAGCUUUUUUAAUGAUGAUUGAUUAAAUGUGUAAAAUGAA
Molecule: messenger RNA, 1103 nt
Organism: Nasonia vitripennis (jewel wasp)
Lineage: Eukaryota; Metazoa; Arthropoda; Insecta; Hymenoptera; Pteromalidae
Gene: p23
Product: prostaglandin E synthase 3
Exons: 4
Coding region: 209-748 (179 amino acids)
Biological process (GO): protein folding; chaperone-mediated protein complex assembly
Cellular component (GO): cytosol; nucleus
Molecular function (GO): Hsp90 protein binding; protein-folding chaperone binding
Source: RefSeq, a predicted model, not a curated record